This is a messenger RNA of Carlito syrichta (Philippine tarsier), 5512 nucleotides long. It is a transcript of the gene GABRB3, whose product is annotated as gamma-aminobutyric acid type A receptor beta3 subunit. NCBI's taxonomy places the organism in Eukaryota, Metazoa, Chordata, Mammalia, Primates, Tarsiidae. Gene Ontology annotation, molecular function: GABA-A receptor activity; extracellular ligand-gated monoatomic ion channel activity; neurotransmitter receptor activity. The coding region runs from base 113 to 1279 and encodes 388 amino acids. The transcript is spliced from 8 exons. Gene Ontology annotation, biological process: signal transduction; monoatomic ion transmembrane transport; chemical synaptic transmission. Gene Ontology annotation, cellular component: membrane; GABA-A receptor complex; synapse. The record is from RefSeq and is a predicted model, not a curated record.
GGCUGUGCAGGAGCAUCACAGCUAGGAGUCAGCUGCUGUGCAGCUAACUCCGCUUGGAGAUUGGUUGUUUCCUGUCCGUGAGUUUGGAACCGAAAAUGAUUAUACCUUAACCAUGUAUUUUCAACAAUAUUGGAGAGAUAAAAGGCUCGCCUAUUCGGGGAUCCCUCUCAACCUCACGCUUGACAAUCGAGUGGCUGACCAGCUGUGGGUGCCUGACACAUAUUUCUUGAAUGACAAAAAGUCGUUUGUGCAUGGAGUGACAGUGAAAAACCGCAUGAUCCGCCUCCACCCUGACGGGACAGUGCUGUACGGGCUCAGAAUCACCACGACAGCAGCGUGCAUGAUGGACUUGAGGAGGUAUCCUCUGGAUGAGCAGAACUGCACUCUGGAGAUCGAAAGCUAUGGCUAUACCACGGAUGACAUUGAAUUUUACUGGCGCGGUGGGGACAAGGCUGUUACUGGAGUAGAAAGGAUUGAGCUGCCACAGUUCUCCAUUGUGGAGCAUCGUUUGGUCUCGAGGAAUGUUGUCUUUGCCACAGGUGCCUACCCACGACUCUCACUAAGCUUUCGGUUGAAGAGGAACAUUGGAUACUUCAUUCUUCAGACUUACAUGCCCUCCAUACUGAUCACAAUUCUGUCGUGGGUGUCCUUCUGGAUCAAUUAUGAUGCAUCUGCUGCUAGAGUUGCUCUUGGGAUCACUACUGUGCUGACAAUGACGACCAUCAACACGCACUUGCGGGAGACAUUGCCCAAGAUCCCCUAUGUCAAAGCCAUCGACAUGUACCUGAUGGGCUGCUUUGUCUUUGUGUUCCUGGCCCUUCUGGAGUAUGCCUUUGUCAACUACAUUUUCUUUGGAAGAGGCCCUCAAAGGCAGAAGAAGCUUGCGGAAAAGACAGCCAAGGCAAAGAACGACCGUUCAAAGAGUGAAAGCAACAGGGUGGAUGCGCACGGAAAUAUUCUGUUAACAUCGCUGGAGGUUCACAAUGAAAUGAAUGAGGUUGCAGGCAGUGUGGGUGAUACCAGGAAUUCAGCAAUAUCCUUUGACAACUCAGGAAUCCAGUACAGGAAACAGAGCAUGCCUAGGGAAGGGCAUGGGCGAUUCAUGGGGGACAGAAGCCUCCCGCACAAGAAGACCCAUCUACGGAGGAGGUCUUCGCAGCUCAAAAUUAAAAUUCCUGAUCUAACCGAUGUGAAUGCCAUAGACAGAUGGUCCAGGAUCGUGUUUCCUUUCACUUUUUCUCUUUUCAACUUAGUUUACUGGCUGUACUAUGUUAACUGAGUGACUGUACUUGAUUUUUCAAAGACUUCAUUUAACACUGAGUGAAAUAUUACUCUGCCUGUCAAGUUUUUAUACCUGUACACACACAGACACACACACGCAGACACACACAUAUAUACAUACGCAAUUGUAUAUAUAUGUGAACUUUCUCAGCAUAUAUAUAAAAUACACAUGUAUAUGAGGAUGUAUGAGUAUAUGUUUAUACACAUAGGUCUCAGUACCCAUGUGUAUGGAAAACAAAUACACAUACAUAUAUACAUUUUACAGCUAUGGACAAUUGAACACAGGAUGCAUAUUAAGGAAAGUUAUAGAUUUUUUUCUCUUUUAAUUGAAAGGGACAAUUAUCAUCUAAGUAUUAUGCCUUGAGAAUGAGGGCGUGAAACACAAUAUCAUUCCAAAAUGUGUCUUUUAUUCUCAUAAAGUAGAUAUUUUAGUUUAAGAAUCAGAAAGGCAUUCUUAAUUAAUCUUUGAAAAUCAUACAGUGGUAUUGCUAGCUUAAAAUGAGUCACAUAUUUCAUACCCUCUCUUUGAGUUUACUAAGUGAAGGCUUUUUGGCUUUUCUGAUGGUGGGGUCUGUUUCAUCAGGCAUACUAUUUUGGUAAUGGGCUAGCGAAUGAGGUGAGCUGCUGGCAGUGCACUCACCUGUCGUUUUAAACACAGAUAGAUCCCACGUUGGUUUAUGAACGACCAUCUUUUAAAAACCCAUCAGGAGUGAAUGGCCUCCCAUUGUAAGGACUCUAAUAUACACUGUGUGGGUUUUUUGUUCAUUUGGAGUGGAUCCAGCUUAACUGCCAUGUGGGAACACAGUGGCACAUUUUGGCAAUGACAUUUCAAUCACUGAAAAUGUGCUCUACAGGCCUGAUAUCUAACAGAAAGCAUAGACGUCUCAGGUUAUUUGUUACUCUAAGGUAAAACCAUCUAGGGUGAUUUUCCCCCUUGCAGUUAUGUUAUCAACCAUUCUUAUAACAUUGUAUGUUAAUAGAAAAUAUAUUUGCAUAAUAUGCAUAUAUAUGUAUAUUUACCAAGAUUUUGUUUCUUACGCUUGCUAUCAUGGCAGCAUGCGAUGUCAUAUUUUCCUUUAAGUGAUGUAACUACUUUUUGUUAUCUAGAAAUUAGGAUUGAAGCUAAAACACUUCUACUGUUCAAUUUCAGAAACUAAGAAACAUCCUCAUGCCUUUAUUUCUGUAUCUGACAUAUCUCAUAAGCUCAUCAAACUACUCCUAGACUGACUAGGAUUCUGCAGGAACACGACUCGUACACACCACACGUCACCCAACGACCCAUGACAGUUCUCUGAGGCGAAGGAGGGCAACCUGACAACAAACACAUACACUUUGGGCUCCUUCUGAUCCACGGCCUCAUCAGUAUUUGGACUUUUUAAAGCUCGCAGAAACAAGACAAGGUGCACCGGUUUCAUAGACGCAAACUUAACUUACUAUUUAGAUGAGAUCUUUCUAAAGAAAAAAAAAGAGAUGAUAUAUUUUUUGUAAACAAUAUUUCUAUCACAGGCAUCCAUAAACUGAAAUGACUACAGUUUUGCAAACAGGUGUCACAGUGACGUUGAGCAUUUGGAGAAAAAAACAAAAAGCAAAAUAUGUAGGAAGAACUGCUAAAUUAAUCCUUUAUCCCAAAAUGCCACAUAUGUCUCACCCUCUGUGUUUUAUGCAAAGCUAAGAACCAUAAUCUAGUCCAGUACUCUAACACCUGGCCCCAGUUAUCUCCACGUAGGUAGAGGCACCACCCUCCCUGAGGAUGUAUGUGGUGUGAACUACCGCCAUGAGCUGACCGCUACUUGAUUUUUCUUUGGUGGCUGUAACAACCUUUAAUUUGUGGGCAUCUCUAACGUUCAAAACUCACCAUCAGAUAAAACAUAAUCCACAAAAUCUCAUGCUGGAGGCAACUUCCAAUUUGUAUACCCCUUUUCCUCUUUCAUUUGUAUUGUUCUUCUCCCAACUGCUGCCCUCUGGUUUUAUUUCUCUCUGGAGACUAGCCAGUGAUUUAUUUGGCUUUGGCUUUUCUCUGGCAUUUUUUUCAUGGGUAACAAUGGGGGAUCCAAAAGGUUAAACAGAUUGGGAAAAACCUUGUAAGUGGCCUUAUCAUUGUUAACAUGUUAAAGAAAAAAGACAUUUGCAAAGACCUUAUCCCUUUCAAUACUUCAGGUGUCUUUUUCUGCAUCCAGUAAUUCAAGGUGUGAACUCCACAUGCAGAAGAGGGACCCCAAAAUGCCAAUGAACGUGGAAAAAAGCAGUCAAUGGUCUAUUUAAAUGUAUAAUUUAUACUAUCUAGAACUGUGACAUUAGUUCUUUCUGGGAGAAAAGUGAUUUAGAACUUUUUUGAUGCAUAGUUGAGGUACCCAAAUAUCAAAGGCAGAGAUCCCCUUAGGGGGCGCAGAAGAGCUGCAGUCUACUUCCCAAGGUUUUCUGGAUAUAAAUUUGCAUGGUAUAGUCAUAAUAGCUUUUGAGCUUUUUAUAUGCAUUUGGCACCAAGACUGGGAUCCACCACUUUGUAGACACUGCGAUGAAGUUAACAUACUAGCUAUACUAUAAAUAGUGUUUGUAACUACACACACACAUGCAAACACACACACAAAUACAUACAUAUAUUCUGUAAAAACAACAAAAAAAGAAAACUUUUUAAGAUCCUUGGGUAUGUGUUUGCUUUACUCCAUUUCAGAAGUAAAUUACAUUUCUUCUAACAAAAUUAUUUUAUAGCUUCUCCAUUUUUAAAAGUUGUGAGGAGUAUUGAGAAGAGAACUCUGCUGAUAGAAGAUAGUUGAAUUUGAUUCUCUGUUCUGUUAAAAUGACCUCUCAUUACUCCACAGUAGUUAUUUGAGCCAGUGAGUGAGCCAUGCUGAGAAAUGCAGUGGCUGUUACCCACACCCAGACCUCUUGAGUCAGGAGAGAAAUCUAUAAUUGGGGAUAUAAUGAGAUUUUGUUCUCAAGAAAUGAAAAAAAGUUGAUCUUCUAAGUAGUCCUGUCUUUCCAAAAUGCUUUCAUGGGGGUUCAAAUUGUACAGAAGAAUCUUGCUAUGACAGUUUGUUAUAUAUGACAGUUACUCAUGUUCAGAUAUGCUUGAGACAAUUCAAGAGCCCUACUACAUAACUAACUCCCUACAGAAAAAGACUGAUAAGACUUGAGUUGUCUUUAAAACAAGUGUUAUUCCUAUUCACCAACCCCAGGACUAUAGAGGGGUUUCACUGUCUAUACCAUGAGAACUUCAAUUACCCCUGAAUUUCAAAUGAACUAGAUAGUAUGUCAUAAUAAUGCUUCCAUUGGGUUUGAGAGUUACAUGUACAUCUGCAAUGUCAUGUGUUUUUAAUGCCAGCGCCCAGAACUUUGACAUGUUCAGUCACUCCCAUCAAAGGUUCUUCUCUCCUAUCCAAACAUGACAUUGACAUUUUCACCAAGGAGAUCAUCUCAGAGGUGAUGCCAACAAGUUUGGGACUGGUUUGAAGGGGACAGGCACAUUGCAGUUGUAGGUAUUCAUUUCAGCAUCUAAUAGAUCAUCCACUGAUGUUUGUACCACAAUGGUGUGUUCCAAAAAAAGAAUGUGUCUAAUUUUGAAUCUCCUGGCUUGAAAGUAUAAACCAUUCCAUAACUCUUGCUUUAAUGCCCAACUUGAAAACAACCAGUUCAAAUUUCUGGCCAUUUUAUGUAAGCAAAACUGAGCAAUUGGUGAAAUAUUGUGUUGCUCUUAGAAUUGACUCUGGCUCUUAUCUUAGUGUGAGCCAUUGGUCAGAGUAAGAUUGAAUCUUGGGGCAAAGAGCUGCCCAGGUGGACUAAAUUUUUUCCAGGACACUAGCUAGUGUGCCUUGGAUUGAUUACCUCUUCUAUUGCAUUGAAAGGUGCCAUGUUUUCCUGAAAUACUAAAUUUCCAACACCUGGGUAAACAAUGACCUCCCAGAGAGUGGUUCACAUAGGCCUCUCCCUCAGGCCAGCCCCAUGAAUAUGUUUUGUCAUUCUCGUCUCAAGUUUCUACUUCACAAGUCAGUGAGUGUGUUUAAGGUAAGUACAGGAUUAUUCUAGUAGGAAUAGGCGAUUGCUGUCAUGAUCAAUUUCCAUGUUGAUUUCGUUUUAUUGUAAAGAUAAAUUUAAACACAGUUUUGCUUAAGCACAUUGAUGUAACUUUUUGGUAUUAUUUGACAUGAAAAAAAAACAACAAAAUUGAGUGAUAGAUACAAUAUGAAACUUGUUGAUGAAUGAAUUCAAAUUUAUUAAAAAAGGACUAACUGAC